Molecule: messenger RNA, 462 nt
Organism: Striga hermonthica
Lineage: Eukaryota; Viridiplantae; Streptophyta; Magnoliopsida; Lamiales; Orobanchaceae
Source: the annotation of a GenBank genome assembly
AUGGCAAGAAUCAAACAAGCAGCUAGGAAAACCCGUGGGCGGAAGCGCCUAUUUGCAGGAGGCACUCCAUCAACUUCCAGUCCUCAGCAAUCUGCCAGAAGAAGUCGUAAAACAACUGCUUCACCACAUACGAGUGAAAACCAAGCACGGAAAAAGCGGCGGAACAGGCCAGGAACAAAGGCUUUACGUGAGAUUCGGAUAUAUCAGAAAUCUUGGAAGCUUCUUAUUCCUGCUGCUCCAUUCAUUAGAGCUGUAAGAGAGAUUAGCACCUUCUACGCACCAAGCAUUGCACGUUGGCAAGCAGAAGCCUUAGUGGCUAUUCAGGAGGCUGCUGAAGAUUACAUAGUUGAGUUGUUUGAGGAGGCAAAUCUGUGUGCCAUUCAUGCAAAGCGUGUGACUUUGAUGAAAAAGGAUUUCGAGCUGGCCAGGCGAAUUGGAGGUAAAGGGCGGCCAUGGUGGUGA